Cylindrotheca closterium is the source of this 1134-nucleotide messenger RNA. The record is from the annotation of a GenBank genome assembly. Lineage: Eukaryota; Bacillariophyta; Bacillariophyceae; Bacillariales; Bacillariaceae.
AUGAUCAACUCGGCUGUGUCGUCAUCAUCAGAAAACAACAGUCAAAGCAACCAACCGAAAUUGCGGUCUCAGGUGAAGUUUCAUCCCGGUCAGAACUCAGUGAUGUACUUUUUCGAUUCUAAAACUAUCGAUCCAGAGGUAGACGACGUUUUUUGGAUCGUAAAAUGGAUCAACAAGAAAUUAUUUGCAGGGGAUAAAUGCAACUAUCUUAUUCGACGGAUCGAGGAACGGAAAUCACGAGGGCUGGUCAACCCGAAAGUCCUGGUGGUUGAUCGCGGGGACAGUAGCUCCUUUCACAAGACUGGAUGCCCAGAACGAAUUUCAGCACUGAUUGGACGACAAAAUCAUUACUUAGCAGUGCGAAACUUGGUGCAGAAUCGGAAUUAUGGCUGCCUAAGCAUGACCCAACCAACAUGUUUCGACGACAACAAACCCUUUAGAGAUCUGUAUGGUGAACCUUGGGACUAUUCACAGCUACCGUUUGCAAAGCACAUCCGGAAUGGGUGUAUUGCCAAAGUUGACUUUCCAGUUCGAGAAUCUCUGCAAUCAAGGAUCCAAGAUCGUUUGGACCAGUUGAAGGCAAGCACUCUUAGUGACAUUCAAACGAAAGACGUUGGACACUUUUGGAAGAUCGAACGCAACGAUAAAUAUGGGCAGCUACGAAAUCGUGUCACCGAAGCGAUCCAAGAUCUUAUCGAAAACUCUGACAUCACCGGUACUGCAGGAUUGGUUAGCAAUCGUGGGAAAGUUGGAAGAAUUUCCGUAGCUGACAAGUACGUUGAUGGUCUAAUUGGACACAAGAUCAUUGUUGUGGCUCAGCGAGACCAUUGGGAAGGACAUCUAAGAUUGAUGGAAGCUUUGAUUUCAGGAGCAUUAGUCAUGACAGAUCCCGUCAUGCAUCUUCCCGCAGGAUACACCAAUGGUGUGAACAUUGUGGUUUAUGACAGCCUUGCUGAUCUUAAAGAAAAGAUUAAGUAUUACUUAUCUCCCGAGGGUUCGGUACUGCGAAAAAAAAUCGCUCAGCAGGGGAAACAGCUGGCAUUGGAGCAUCACAAGCCGGAGGAUAUGUAUCGACGCCUUAUCUUUGGGCACUGGCCCAGAAACUGGUCAUCCCCAGUUAUCAAUCUCAUCUGA